GGGACGUAAACAGAUCUGUCUACGUGUGGGAUAAACCGAGAUAAUCGUCCGUGUACUAGUCGGAUUUUUUUAGUAUCCUCGUGGUAUCCUGUCGAUUGACUGUGAAAGAUGGCGCGAUGCAUUACGAAUGUGUACGAAUGUAUGGAGAAGUUGCUGGUAUGCUAUCUUUGAUUUUAAAGUAGCCUGAUGCUCAAUCCAUGAUAACUAAGUUAUAAGGAAGAAGUAAUUGUAAUAGUCAACACACAAUCAGCAACUACUUGUCAACGAAGUACCUGAAUUUAGUUGUAAUGGAUCAUGCUGGAACUGUGGAAGAAGCUGUGAAGAGAUUCUACGCUGCAGGGACAAGUGAAGCCCAUUCAUGGCUCUUACAAGCCCAAGCUUCUCCGGAGGCAUGGACUUUUGUCUGGAGCUUGUUGGACCCAACCAAGAGCUGGGAGGUGCAAUUCUUUGGUGCUACCACACUUUAUUCUAAAGUAAUCAAACAAUGGGAACAAGUUCCAAGAAAUGAAUACCCAGCAUUAAAGGAACGGAUCCUAGGUUGCGUCAAACAAGCAGAUGCCCCUAUUCUAGUGCUGUCCAAGCUUUGUCAAGUCCUAGCUGCAGUCUUGGCCAAUAUUCAAGCUGUAGAAGAAGAAUCCAAGGUGGUAAAAAGUUUGGUUGAAGACUUGGUUGACAGCUUACAUUGUGAUUCGCCUUUAACCUUGGAUCUGCUUCUGAGGGUCCUCUCUGCCCUUCCUGGCGAAUUUGAGAAUCGACAAGGUGCAAAGAAAACCAAACUCAGGGAAGGCUUGGCAGUCAGUUGGUCGAGGGUCACCAGGAUACUUCUUGAUGUUUUCUCUAAUUUGGAUCAUGGCCUGUCCGAAAAAGAUGGCCAAACAUUGUUUUUGCACGGACUUGAAUGCACCCUAUCCUGGUUGAAGUUGGGACAACUUCCCUUAGAAACAACAAGUCACAUAUACAAUCAUAUCUUGCGAGCUGCCUUGUAUUAUGCUCCUCGAAGAGAAAUAGCAUCAGACCCUGGCAGUGGAUGGGAGGUAGCUCAGGAAUGUUUAAUUUUAAUCUUGACACAUCCCGAACUUCAUAAAAGACCGCUUUUACUCUGGGGUUGGGCUGAGGGCCUGGUAUGGGCUGCACGUCAAGAAGGAGGGCAAGCUUUUUAUGAAGUAUUGACAGCUAUGGGGGAGGCACAUAGUCGCACAUUUCUGUUAGCCUUGGCUGGGGAGGGUGAUGAGAAGCAGCGCUGGACUUCCAAAGAAUUAAUUGAGCUACUCUUGGAGUGUUCAGAACUUCCUGGUCGCUUUCCCAUUGAUGAAAAGAGCAGCUGUAUUCCUUUUGGCUUCUGGUAUGCGCUCCAAGAUGACUUAACAAUGUUGGAUCCGCCUUUAGAAGCUAGAGCUCCUUUAGCAUUGAAGCCGAUCUACGCUCGUCUUGCUCAAGCUUUGCUACGUAAAGCUACGCUACCGUCAUCGCCGGCAGAGGCUGGAGAUGAGGAUGAAAGGGAGCUCCUCAGAUGUUACAGGCAAGACGCGGCUGAUACAUUGGCCUAUUGUUACAAUGUAUUGGGAGGAGACUUGUUGCAAUUAUUAGGUCAGAGGCUAUGUAAACCUCCAGAAAAUUACGAAGGAUGGAUCCAAGUUGAAUCUACACUCCAUGCUUUCAAGGCUCUUUCAGAAAGUGUUGGUACUCAAGAAACGCAUUACGUUUCCUGUCUCACGGACAUAGUCCUCUCCCGAAUACCUUAUGAGAGAUACCCUGGUGAAGUGCUGUCUAGUGCAUGUACCGCCGUUGGCGCUUAUGCGGAAUGGAUAGGAGAGCAUCCCGACCCGUGGUUGGAAAGGUCUCUAAGGCUCGUUUCAUUGGGGUUGGCCCAAGGACCGAUCACUGCUCCCGCAGCCAGCAUGGCGCUCAAAGACUUGGCCAGAGAAUGUGGCCCACAUUUAGCUCCCUUAGCUCCAGCUAUACUGGAAACUAUUACCAGAACAUUGCCGAAUGUACCACCUGGAGCUGGGGAAGGCCUGAGGUUGAUGUAUGCUGCUGGAAAACUAUUGAACUCAUUAUCGUCGACAGAACUCCAACUACAACACAUAGAGUCUACACUCGGCCCUUGUAUGAGAAGAUUACACGAAUUGUUGCCUCUGUCGCCAUCCAAAGCUCGCGUUGGGGUUGCCAAUCAGCUAAAAAUGGUUACAACCUUGUUGUCGACUUUGGAAGGAUCCGUUGGCAAAGUAGUACUUGACGGACUGCUACCGUUGUUUAGUGAAAUCAUCACAGAUGAUCAAUGGGGAAAGGAUUUUAUGACCUUGGAAGCCAUGCACAUGUGCGCCCAGAGAUCACUGUCAUCUCUUUCUAAUCCAAAAAUUGAUGCGCGUCCGUUACUCCCACUUCUCGUCACAUCUUAUAAGACACGACCUCAUCCAGCAGCCCUGAAUCUAUUACGGCAGCUUGUCAUACUGUUUGGUAGAGAUGCCUGUGAUGUUGUGACUCCUGUUUUUGCAGAGUUGAAUAGUUACACCUUGAAUGGAGUUGCCUCAACUCGAGCGGUUGGGGGUAAUUUAUCCGAAUUGUCAGACUUGUUGGAAGCCUACCUUGCUUUACUCGCUCAAAUAUGCAAGAAGAAUUCUCAGAUACUUUUCAAUGUACCUGAACAGAUUAUUGAAACACUGCGUUGCGGAAUCGCAUGUUUGUCUCUACCGGAGGUCGCUACCACAAAAGCUGCGGGUAGUUUUCUCACUAAUGCUAUAUCGCAUUCAUUGAUUAUGCCUGUUGGACAGGAACUUGUCUGUGCAAUUCUUCGAUGCAUCGGUGGAGAAGUUGCUCGGAGUAGCUUAGAGCCUCACGCAGAAAUUCUUCUGCUAUUAAACAAAAACUGUGGUAAAUGGACUGGUGAAUGGCUUCGGAUAGCACUUGCUGAUGCAGCUGCACCUCCUGUUAGCGAAGAACAGAAAGAUGCGUUUGUACGAGCUGUGCUACGUGAACGUAUCAGUAAGCGUUGGCUUUUUGAAAUACUCAAGAAUUUUAGUCUAAUUUGUCGUCAAUCGAUACCUGGACCCUAGAUCAAUUACCUCCAACUCAAAUUUGACAAUGGCAAUAAUAAUUAUCGUUGUUAGAAAAUUAAUAUAUUAUACAUUAUACAUAAUAGUAAUAUCAACAACAAUGACGACGAUAAUAAUAAUAGCAAGAUUAACAAUAAUAGUAAUAAUAUCAUACAUAAUCAAUACGCAAAACAUUGAUGAUCAUGCUAUAAAUUUGAUAUGCAUUUGAUAAUACAAAGGACAGGCAGUUCCAAUUUUUAAAGCCAUACAAACAGAAAAAGAUGACCUAGGGCUGUUUUCCACACUACGGUUAAUCAUGGACAUGGUUCGGCCCCCAAAUUUUUUAUUCCUGGAUGUACAAUGAUACAACACAAUUCGCGUAGUUCACUGUACUAUGUCACUCGUUAUUUUCACACGGAUGUAUUAUUUUCAUAGUAGCAGCGCGACCCAUUAAUUGUGUAGAUUACUACUAUUAUUAUUACUAUUAUUACCAUCAUAAUCAUUGUCCUCAUAAUCAUCAAAAUCACCAUCAUCGUCACUAAUUGUCUCUCAAAGACUUUGGAAGUAAAAAAUUUUUUUGAAAAAAA
Athalia rosae (coleseed sawfly) is the source of this 3619-nucleotide messenger RNA. RefSeq names its product importin-13 (gene cdm). Gene Ontology annotation, cellular component: nuclear membrane; cytoplasm. The transcript has 8 exons. Gene Ontology annotation, biological process: protein import into nucleus. Gene Ontology annotation, molecular function: small GTPase binding. Lineage: Eukaryota; Metazoa; Arthropoda; Insecta; Hymenoptera; Athaliidae. The record is from RefSeq and is a predicted model, not a curated record. The coding region runs from base 288 to 3053 and encodes 921 amino acids.